Oppia nitens is the source of this 5701-nucleotide messenger RNA. RefSeq names its product low-density lipoprotein receptor-related protein 4-like (gene Lrp4). Lineage: Eukaryota; Metazoa; Arthropoda; Arachnida; Sarcoptiformes; Oppiidae. The record is from RefSeq and is a predicted model, not a curated record. The transcript is spliced from 14 exons. The coding region runs from base 266 to 5701 and encodes 1811 amino acids. Gene Ontology annotation, molecular function: protein binding; calcium ion binding.
AUCGCAUACGAUUAGAGCUUACAAUUUGCUCCUAUUAUUCAACUGUUUAGCCAUUGUAUGGACAGGAUAUACAUUAUUGGAGACUCCGUGCAAACACUGCGGCCCCGAAACGUUUGCCUGUGGUUUCGGUAUCAGUAAUGACAGCAAAAAAGCACAUCAUUUGGACAGUGAGUUCAUAUCGUCAUCGGUGGCCACUAAUUGCACGUGUAUUCCGUUGAGAUGGAGAUGCGAUGGAGACGUCGAUUGUCACGACUCGUCCGAUGAGAUGGGAUGUGCACUUCCAGUUUGUUCGAGUGAACACUUCACCUGUUCCUCCGGUCAGUGUAUACUCAAGACGUGGUACUGUGACGGAGACACUGAUUGCAUCGAUAAGUCGGAUGAAAGUGAUUGUACUCCAAGAGAUUGUGCCGCCGAUAGAGAGUUCAAGUGCACCAAUGAAAGGUGUGUCCGAAACGACUGGGUAUGCGAUGGAACUGAUGAUUGUGGCGAUGGAUCUGAUGAAGAGUGUAUGGGUCGGCCGUGCGCUGCAUCGGAGUUCAGAUGUCAUUCAGGCGGUUGUGUGUCGAUGUCUUUUCAUUGCGACGGUGAAACCGACUGUACGGACGCGUCCGACGAAUUAGAGUGUGAAUUGGUGCCAAUCGAUCACAUCUCUUGUCCGUCAACUCAAUACCGGUGCCGUAAUGGUCGCUGCAUUAGUGAAUCCUAUCAUUGCGAUGGAGAUAACGAUUGCGGCGACUGGUCUGAUGAGUCCAAGUGUGAGGGAAGAGUUGAAUGUCGUUCCUCAGAGUAUCGGUGCACUGAUGGCCAAUGCAUUAAUAUCGACUGGAAGUGCGACGGAGACGCCGACUGUGAAGACAAGUCGGACGAACUUAAUUGCCCGUCCAAAUUAUGCACAUCUGAAGAGUUCCGGUGCCGAAGUGGUCGCUGUAUAUCAAUCCAAUGGCGAUGCGAUGGAGACGUCGACUGUAGUGAUAAUUCCGAUGAAGAUGGUUGUGGUGUACGGAGUGAAUGCUCUACCGGUAACUUUAAGUGCACUGAUGGCACCUGUAUUAGCCAAAUGAAUGUUUGCAACGGUGCGCCCAAUUGUCCCGAUGGUUCUGAUGAGGAUCUAAACGGGACGUGUUCAUCGGGUACGCCGUGUCGAGAGGAUGGCUUUCCGUGUCAGCACCUAUGCAUUGCCACAAUCAAUGGCCAUCACUGUGCCUGCAAAGAAGGCUAUCAAAUGGGUGAAGACGGCCGGUCGUGUAUGGAUGUGGACGAGUGCUCUCAAAGUGAACUGAUUUGUUCGCAACGAUGCGAAAACUCUGUGCCCGGUUUCCAGUGUUAUUGCGCCAAAGGUUACAAAAUGCGUGCCGAUAGACACCGAUGCAAAGCACUGGGACCCGAACCCAUCAUCAUAUUUGCCAAUAGAUUAGAUAUACGCAAAGUAUCAUUAGAUAAAUCAGAAUAUAUAUCACUAAUAGGUUCUCUACAAAAUGCCGUCGCUAUUGACUAUCACUAUGAAUUGGAUCUUAUAUUUUGGUCCGACAUUACAUCUGAUACCAUAUCAAAGGUUUCAUUCAACGGCUCAAAUCCGGUGCCAAUCAUUUCCAGUGGCCUCAUAAGCGCCGGCGGAAUUGCGGUCGAUUGGGUCCAACAAAGAAUCUAUUGGACUGAUUCGGGAACUUCGAGAAUAGAGUUCGCAAACUUUGACGGAAUGAUGAGGAAAGUACUCUUUUGGAAGGGUAUAGAAAAGCCCAGAGCUAUAGUGACCAAUCCGGGAGAUUCAACUAUUAUUUGGACCGAUUGGGGACAACAGCCUAGAAUUGAAAGGGCAUUCAUGGACGGAACGGGUCGUAUAGCUAUUGUUGAGACGUCGCUGUUCUGGCCCAAUGGCCUCACUAUAGACCAUCCAUCCAAUCGACUCUAUUGGGUUGACGCCAAACAUCAUGUCAUUGAGUGCUCUAAUUUAGACGGAACUGAUAGGAGACGAGUAGUUGACGGCGAAUUACAGCAUCCGUUUGCCAUAACUAUGUUUGAGGACAACCUAUACUGGACUGACGUACAGACAAAAUCAAUACUAAUGGCCAGUAAGCUCAACGGCAAGAACGUGACGAUAGUACACAAUAAACUCCAUUUCCCAAUGGAUGUCACAAUUUUACAUCCAUUACGACAGCCAGAUGUCCUUAAUCAGUGCGCUGGUAAUGAAUGCAGUCAUAUAUGUUUGCCAAAUAAUAUCAGUUACCGGUGCGCCUGUCCUAACGGCUAUCAUUUGCGGGAUUUUCUAAACGGCAAGACUUGCAGCGAAAUUGCCGACACGUUUCUGGUGUUUACCCGUCGUUCAGAUAUCCGUAUGAUUUGUGUUGAAUGUCCAGCGGAUGAAACCAUUGAUGUAGUCCUACCACUCAAAGACAUCAAUAGUGUUGUGGCUAUAGAUUGUGAUCCAGAAUCUGCAUCAAUCUUCUGGUCUGACGUCACAAAUAAGACCAUAAAUCGUGGCCUUUGGAAUGGUAUGGGUCAACAAACCAUAAUAUCGGCAUCUAUUGAGUCACCAUCAGGUUUGGCUGUGGACUGGGCGGCUAGAAAUAUCUAUUGGGUCGAUACCAGCCGUAAUACAAUAGAAGUGGCCAAAAUGGAUGGUUCAAUGCGUUCACUGCUUAUUUGGGAUUUACUGGAUCAACCAAGAGAUAUAGUGGUGGAUCCUAACAGUGCACUCAUGUUUUGGAGUCAAUGGGAUAAAGUUAACGCCAGAAUCGAGAGAUCCGGUAUGGAUGGCACUCAAAGACGGGUCAUUCACUUUGCAAACUUGACUUAUCCUCACGGGUUGACCAUUGAUUCCAAAGAAAAGAAGAUCUAUUGGAGUGAUGCCGGACUCAGACGUAUCGAGUUUUCUGAAUUCGAUGGUUCACACCGUCAGAUAUUAAUCUCAAGAAACAUCAAACAUCCGUACGGUAUGGUUGUGCACAAGAAUUAUAUUUAUUGGACAGACCUGGAGCUCAAGUCCAUAGAAAGUUCGCACAAAUUAAGUGGCGAACACCGGAAGACAAUUAUCUCAGGAUUGGACCAAUUAAUGGGAAUCCAGAUAUUCGACAAUGAAUUCACUGCCGCAAAGAGUGAUGUCCGCAAUGUUUGCUCAAACGCGGGUUGCAGUCAUUUGUGCCUUUUAUCUCCGUCCUCAUCGGGCUAUCGGUGCUCGUGUCCAACGGGUGUCAUACUUGGCAACGAUAGCAAAACAUGUGCCUCUGAUAUGCAAAAAUAUUUAGUGGUCGCCGUUAGGAACACUAUUCGACGAAUUUCACUACAAGUGCCAUAUUUUGCAGAUGUUGUCAUUCAACUGAACCAACAGCCCUCUAAUGCUAUCAUUGUUGACAUUCACAUCGAGAAUAAUACUAUCUUCUGGUCCGAUAUCAAAGAGCAAAAGAUAUACAGAGCAAAUAUUGUUACCGGAAAUGUUGAAGUUGUCAUCGAUAUUGGUCUGCAUGAUGUCAAUGGACUAGCAGUAGACAACGUCGGUAAAAUGCUUUACUGGACCGAUGCCGGUCGCAAAAAGAUCGAAGUAUCCAAUUUAGACGGUUCUGAUCGUCGGGUUCUCAUAUGGCAUGAACUAGACUCUCCCCGUGCAAUAGCAGUCAAUCAUUUUACAGGUCAUAUGAUUUGGGCUGAUUGGGGAUCACAGGUUAGAAUCGAAAGAGCAGACAUGGAUGGCGGUCGACGAGCUGUUAUUGUUAGUGAAAGACUCGGUUGGCCUAACGGUAUAACCAUUACACGUAAGGGUCGGUUCAUUUGGGCCGACUCUAAGACGCACACCAUAGAGAUGGCAGAUAUUAAUGGUGUCAAUAGGCAAACAUUAGUUACCGAUGUGCCGGCACCUUAUGGAGUGGCGGUUAUCGAAGAUAACAUUUAUUGGACAGAUUGGGAGACUCGAGCCAUACAUCGGAUUAAUAUUGAUGGCAAUGAAGGAAAAGCUGAGAUCAUAAUUAAAGGUUUGAAUAAUUUGGUGGAUCUGAGAGCUGUCAACACGUUAGCCAACGACACGCAUAUCAUACACAAUAUGUGCCAAAUCAAUAACGGCGGCUGUUCUCACCUCUGCCUUAGAAACAGUGCCAAAGGCUACUCAUGUCUGUGUCCCACAGGAAUGGUACUCUAUAACGACGAAAGAACUUGUAAUCCCAAUCUAACGCGUCAACUAUUGGUGACCACAAAGACAAGUCUUCGUCGCAUAUCAUUGGACACAGAAGACUAUAGUGAUGUUUACAUAACAGCGCUCAAUAUACACGAUUCUGUGGCAAUAGAUUAUGACUUUUUAAAUAAGAAGAUCUAUCACUCGGAUCUCGCCUUAUCUCAAAUCCGAUCCUUUGAUUUUGACGGAACUAAUGCUCAAAUACUUGUCGCCAAAGAUGUGUCGGAACCAUAUAGUCUUGCAUUCGAUUGGAUCGCAAAGAAUCUCUACUGGAGUGACACCAGACGUAACAUAAUUGAAGUGUCCAGAAGUGAUGGAUCCUAUCGUAAAGUCAUCAUUGACUUAGAUUUAGAUAAUCCCAUUGCACUGGCAUUGUAUCCAUCGUUGGGUUUUCUGUUUUGGGCCGAUUCCGGAUCGGUGUCUAAAAUUGAAAGAGCUUAUUUAGAUGGAAGUAGUCGUAAAGUAAUCCUAACAGACUUGGGAAGGAUUGCUGGAAUAACCAUAGAUCUGGAGAAUCGGCGUAUCUUUUGGACUGACUCUCAGUUGGAUCGCAUAGAGAGUGCAGAUCUGGAAGGAAAGUAUCGCAAUGUUGUCAUCAAAGAUAUUGCCAAUCCUUGUGGACUGACUGUAUUGGAUCAAUAUAUUUAUUGGUCCGACUCGAACACAAAAGCCAUUGAACGGGCAAAUAAAGUGACCGGUGCUGACCACGAGACUAUCUGUGAUAAUAUUGAUAAAUUAGUCGAAAUCAAAUCUAUGGCUCUCAGUCGGCAAACUGGUGCCAAUCCUUGCAGCGUUCAUAACGGCGCUUGUAGUCAUCUAUGCCUUUUCAGACCUCAAGGUUACAUAUGUGCCUGUCCAUCAUAUGGUGAUUCCCGACCCUGUUCUACGGUUCCGGGUGAACUGGUCAACGAACCGACAACACAGUCAACUAUUAGUUCAGAUGAGACCAAUUCCAGUGAUGAUAAUGUAAAUUCAGGCGAUUCAGGCCUUUUAACUGAAAAUCCUGUCAAACAUAUCAAUCUGACAACAAUUUGUAAAGAAAUGACAAAUUUAACCAAUUGUCACGUUUUAAAUUCACAUUUUGAUGGACAUUUAUUACGCGCCGUUUAUAUCUCAGCAUUGGUUGCCUUUAUUUUAAUCAUAAUUAUAAUGAUUGUCGUCACCAUUACAUUAUGCAAACGAAGAAAAUCACUGUCACAACAAAGUAGUAUCGAUAGGGAGAGCAAUGAGACGCCGUAUCCCGAGGACUGUUACAUACCUAAGACACACCAAAACGAUAUGAAUUUAGUCAAACAAAGUACAGGUAAUAUGGAGUCGAGACAUAAUAAUUUAGAUAUCAAAGAUUACGAACAAAUCGAUGGUUUCAUACCUCCUCCGCCACCGCCGCCAUCGAUGUCUGCCAGUCAUCGGUUGCACAAUAAGAGUCCUCAACGAAACAUUGCGUAUGUGUCGUCCGAUUGCAAGUCUAAUAAGCAUUUAAUGCCUCCAAGUCUGCCAUUAAUUAGAAAUACUUCGAAAAUUUCUAUUGAAACUGAUAUUUGA